Fusarium poae is the source of this 2118-nucleotide messenger RNA. RefSeq lists its product as uncharacterized. Gene Ontology annotation, biological process: negative regulation of TORC1 signaling; cellular response to amino acid starvation; positive regulation of autophagy. The record is from RefSeq and is a predicted model, not a curated record. The transcript is spliced from 3 exons. Bases 1 to 2118 code for a protein of 705 amino acids. Lineage: Eukaryota; Fungi; Ascomycota; Sordariomycetes; Hypocreales; Nectriaceae. Gene Ontology annotation, cellular component: GATOR1 complex.
AUGGCUGUGCCCAGUGUCACCAGCGACAACUUCCUCGCCGUCGCCCUCGUAGUUAACCGUUCGCGUGAUGGUCCAGCUUUCGUGUUUCAUUAUCCUGCGCAAGUUGAGCCUCACUCAAAGUCGAGUUCAGUUACCGGGAACGAGCUCGAAGACAUCCUGCUCGAACGCCUAUCGCAGCAGAGCUUCUCAGAUGUUGCCGAUGACGCGCCUGUUUCUAAGCAGGGACGGAAUCCAGAUGAACACUCCUUCACAGAGUCGGGAUCGCAGAUCGUACCUUGGGAGCGUGUGGCGGGUUUCCCUGCCCGCGAUCUAGCCGGUAUUCUGACGCCUGCCCGCUCAUACCACAAACGGCUCUUUCAAUUAUCAUUAGAUCCACUGUAUUGUGUAUCGUAUCCCAUUCAUGUUCCUGAGAACGGCAGGUGGAAGAAGCCUAAGAAGGCAUCACGCGCCGAAAAGCGCUCUACCUACAACGAUGAACAACUAGCUCCACAUGAAGCUGGUCCUGCAACGACAGGAAAGGCAACUGAACAGCCUGCCGAAGAGAAGGAGGUCAAGAAAGAUGAAGGCAAAGACAAGGACGACGAGAAACGUAGCUCAAUGACCAUGUUCAACCUUGUCUUUAUCCUCAAUCCUAGCAGCAACGAGGUUAAGGAUGUUAUCGAGUCUUUAUACGAUCACAUCAUAAAGAAAGUUAGCAAGGCUUUCAAGUACAGCCAACAACAUAGCGAGUUUGUCUGGAAAGAAUCGAAGCGGAUACUUGUCGCAAAGGACAAGGCGCGAGAGGAGCGCAAACGGAUGAGUGUCCUUUGGAAGGAGAUAUUACAAAGUUCGUCACUGGCCGCUGCCAUGCACGAUAUAUACGAGGCAGUCUCACAAAACAGGAUUGCAGCUCUGCAUCUUGAUACUGCAUCCGGUGCUUUGACCCCCUCCGUUCAGAUUCCUGUGCCCUUCUACAUCGAUGAUCUCCCACAAGGCGAAGAGGGUACUCAGCGUGGCCUGUGGCUGACAACAGCAAACACUUUCAUCAGCCAAGAUGCCCUCGAGGAGCCCGGUUUCCUCGAUCGUAACUUUGCUCUGUUACUGACAGACGACGAGAAGAAGAUCAUUUCUGAGCUUCAAGCUGAUCCGGAUCCCACUACAGCCUCCAUGGUCGAGUUUGUGCGGUUGUCAAAACCAACACAAUCCUUCUAUCAGGUUGGUCAAAGCGACAUCCUCACUUUAGGCCAAGUUCGAAAGUAUGCCCAGCAUUUUAUCUUUUGGCGCCGUGCAAUCGCAAUUCCUCCUCUUCAUGCCAAGGACCAGUACAUCCUGUCUCCCAAUAGCGACCUCUCUCGCCUUCCCCUUGACACUCUCGAAUGGCAGCGGGCAUUCCCCCUGGCUCCACCACUCCCCAACUUCCUGGCCGAGCUAUCUCAGGCGCCCCGGCCAUACAAGCAGUUCUCACCCAGCAAAGCCCAUCGUCCCACUUAUCUACUUAUGCUUGCCUGGCUCAUGCGCCGCGGCUGGGUUACUCAAUUAUGUACCUAUGCCUAUGUUGUUGUCUGGCCUGAGAUUCUGUAUGAGGUCGAGUACGAGAUAGAGGCCGAGGAGCUCAGAGCUGCCGCAGAUCCAAGCAAAGACAAAGAUUCCAAGGAAGACGACUCCUCCACGGCCACUUCGGUCCCCCGCACAUCCGAGUCUUCCGAAGGACACUCCGGUACUGAUGGCUCCCAUAUACCUACUGUUGCUGAGCAGGCUGCUGAAAAAGCCCGCCUGGAGCGUAUCGCUUCCAAAGCCCAGCGUGACGCCGCGGAAAAGGCUACUGCGCACGCCCGAAAACCCAUCCCAGUUGCAACUGCGCAUCCAUCCGUUAACGACCAUCCACAUCUUCAAGGACUGGUACCAUACAUCAUACUAGAUGCCAAAAAGGCCACUGGAAAAGAGUCUCGCUACCUGUCGACUAUCGCGCGUCGCUUCAACGACGAAAAGUUAGCAAACAGCUGGCAAGUUAUGUGCAAGUAUUUCGAUGGACGUUGUGCGCUUGAACGCAUCGCAUUACAAGAGGAAAUGAAGCGGAAGCUGGUAUGGAACACACUAACAGCCAUGAGCGAGUAUCUUCUCUGCACUCGUCAUUGGUGA